Molecule: messenger RNA, 1397 nt
Organism: Zerene cesonia (dogface butterfly)
Lineage: Eukaryota; Metazoa; Arthropoda; Insecta; Lepidoptera; Pieridae
Gene: pck
Exons: 5
Coding region: 140-868 (242 amino acids)
Biological process (GO): regulation of tube size, open tracheal system; septate junction assembly
Cellular component (GO): membrane; septate junction
Source: RefSeq, a predicted model, not a curated record
UCUAAUGAAAAUAUAAACUGAAACUCGGAAGACGCUGCCGACCACCGUUGAUAAAUAACAAUCGGUGUUUUAUCAUGUUAUAUUAACUAGGAUUAUAUUUAAUUUACUUUAUUAAUGUGUGAUUAAGUGUUUUUGAAACAUGACUGCCAAUAACGAAUAUCCGAAAGCCUCUAAUGCUACGUUGAUAGGAGCAUCUAUUACCUAUGUGGCGGGAUUGUUUUUGCUCCUAUCAUUUGCUGGGCCGUACUGGAUAGAGUCCUACCCAGAAAUGUUUUCAUCUUUUAAACACAUGGGCUUGUGGGAAUACUGUUUUGAUCGUUUUCGCUUCCCGUCUUACCAAUUCGACAAAUUAUUCCAUGGAUGUCACUAUAUUUUCAGUGAAGAGUACUAUGUCAUUCGUGAAUGGCUGUUACCUGGCUGGUUGAUGGCAGUCCAGGCAUUUGUGACCCUGGCAUUCAUUCUGUCAUUCUCCGCUCAAGUUUUGUUAGCUUGUGUGAUUAUAAGAAUGCCACUGAGGGGUGUACUGAGAUACGAAUGGAUUUAUGUCUCAUCUGCUUUUGUUAUGAUUGCUACAUCAAGUGUCUUUCUGUUCUUAGCUGUGGUAAUAUUUGGGGCAAACUGUUAUCGCCGUGAUUGGCUUCUGUACCCAGCUUUCAAUGUCUUAUCAUGGUCAUAUGCAUUUGCUGUUAUUGCAUUCAUUUUAUUUGGUGUUGCAGCAGUGUUGUUGUUCUUAGAGUCUCGAAAAUUGUAUGAAUUACGGUUGGAAGCUAAGAAUUUAGUUGCGCAAAUGCAGCACAGCCAACCUGAACAUGCAUUGCAUCAAUUGAGGGGUCAGUUACAGCAGCAGCAAAUUGGUUGGAGAAGUUAGAUAAAUAUAUGCAUUUGAUUCUCGAGGGCAUGAAGUAAAUAAUUGUUUGUGGCACAACAGUUACAUAGAGAAGCAUUGCAUUUUAUACAUUCUUAUAAUUACACUCAUAUGCUUGCAUUUGAAAGCAUAAGACUGCUUUGCAAGUGACUAUGAUGCAAUCUUUUCAAUAUAAUAGCACAACAUUGUCAUAAUUGAUUAAGUAAACUUUAAUAAAAAUAAGAUGUUUCAAAAUGUACUUAUAUAUCAAAAAAAAAAAUUCGUCCAUGACCCAUUCCAUAUAUCUGCUAAAAAAUCAAUUUGUAUUCAUUCAUUGUUUUAAUGAUUUGACUUUGAAUGAAAAGACAAUGUUUCCAGUAAUGGCAUUUAAUCUUUUCUUUAUUUUCAUAUACAAGUAUAUUAUGUUUAGUUUUAGCAACUGUAACAGUUGUCAGUUAGAAAUUAGUGCAAGAGUUUUGCACCAAUAGUAAUUAGGUACUUAAAAUUAAGUUUCCCACUAAGAAAUAGACUAGGAUAAAAUCUAGACUAAAUC